Diuraphis noxia (Russian wheat aphid) is the source of this 826-nucleotide messenger RNA. RefSeq names its product vacuolar protein sorting 29 (gene Vps29). Gene Ontology annotation, cellular component: retromer complex. Lineage: Eukaryota; Metazoa; Arthropoda; Insecta; Hemiptera; Aphididae. Gene Ontology annotation, biological process: retrograde transport, endosome to Golgi. The record is from RefSeq and is a predicted model, not a curated record.
AGUGAACACURAACGACUGAAACUGAACACGAAUCCGUUCGCUGAUUGUUUUCGUUUACUCUGGAAUUCGGAUUUUCGUUGAUGUCAAUAUAAUUUCUAUUUAUCUAAAGAAAUAAUCAAACCGUUUUUCGUCUCAUCGUAGAUUGGUGCUGCCCAUUCCGGAAUAUUAGAUUCACAAACAGUUAGAAAUGUGUUCGGUGUUGGUGAUCGGAGAUAUGCACGUGCCGUUCCGCAGCAGUGGACUGCCGGCCCAAUUCAAGAAGCUCUUGACUCCGGGUAAAAUACAACAUGUCUUGUGCACGGGCAACCUGUGCACAAAAGAGAUGUACGAGUUCUUAAAAUCGAUUGCCAAUGACGUGCACAUUGUGCGUGGUGAUUUCGACGAGAAUCUCAAUUAUCCAGACCAAAAAGUAGUGAAUGUCGGACAGUUUAAAGUGGGCUUAUGCCACGGCCAUCAAGUGAUACCGUGGGGCGAUCCAGAAUCUCUGGCACUACUCCAGAGGCAACUAGAUGUAGACGUACUAGUGUUUGGUCACACUCACAAGUUUGAUGCGUUCGAACUUGGGAAUAAAUUUUUCUUAAAUCCAGGAUCAGCUACUGGAGCUUUUAAUCCAUUAAACCCUGACAUUAUUCCUUCUUUUGUGGUAAUGGAUAUCCAAAGUUCAACAGUGGUAUCAUAUGUCUAUAGGUUGGUUGACGAUGAAGUAAAGAUUGAAAAAAUCCAAUACACGAAAAAAUAAACUGUGAUAUUUUAUAGCGAUAAUUUUCACAUAAUAUAUUAUUUUUAUAAUGGCUAAAUUGUUAUCAUCCAUAUUAUUUAUCUAUA